CCCAAACGCGCAAAUCCGAAUUGGAUCUUUCCCUUUCUUUGUCUUUGGCGGCCACUUAUCAAGUCCCGUCUGUACGACUCUGCAUCUUCUCCGGUGACCAACCCGACUGAGAAUCCGGCGUUAGCUCGUGUUCUGGCAACUAAAACGGAAGAGUUUGAGAGAACGAAUGCUCUGGUCUGACAGGUUAAACUGAAUUUCAGAAGCGAAUGUACGUUUGGAUUUUAAAGUGUUGCCAGUUGCAUGUGGUCCUCUGAACUCAAAGAUGUCCGAAGAUCACAUGGUGGAUUUUGUUGGUGGUGUUCGGAAGGUAGAAGAUACAUGGGAGGAGCUGAGAACAGAAAUUGAAACUCAUGCUAUCAAAUGUGAAACAAUUUCGAAAGAUCACAAAGCAGAAUCUGAAGAGGGUCCUAGCGGAAAUGAUUCUAUUUCGAAGGAUGACAAUAUGGAACUUGAAGAUGGCGAAGAAAAUGCCAAGGAUGACAAUAUGUAUCUUGAAGACGGCGAAGAAAAUGCCCAGAAUCGUAAAAGGAAGUUAGGCAUAAUGAUUGAUAAUGGUCACUUUGCAAUACCAGCCAAGAUGUAUAAAAGAACCGUCAGAUCUUUAACUAAGCCUUCGUAUUUACUUGGAGUUGGUUCCACCAAUCUGCGGUGGGAGACUCGUGGUAGACUGCACCGUCUUUUGUGCAAGCUUGUGGGUCAGCACAAUUGGGAAGAGGCAAGUGGUGUACUGAGCAUGUUGUUGAAAGGAACGAGCAAGGAAAAAUGUCCUACUAUGAAUCGGUUUAAGUAUACGAUGUCAUUGGAGCUUCUUAAGCGUAUAGAAGGUGACGAUAUCAACCCAACAAGGAUCAAGCACAUAUAUGAUAUAUGGAUGAGAAAGAUUCGAUCUAAAAAGGAUCAGCCAAUACAGGAUAGAUUUCUUGUUCAUAUGGAGUUCAUCCUUUUUUGUCUUGCACAAGGAAAUGUUGAGGAAGCACAUCAUGCUGCUUUAAGUAUGGUGCAAGAGAAUGAAUUUAGGAGUUACCCAAUGUCAUACAUGAUGAUAGGCUUGACAUCCUGUCAGAUGUGGUAUUCCAGUAUGCCAGAAGAGAUGCGGUGCAAAGAUUCAGACCAGAUUGAUGCCUCCUUGCAAAACAUCUCAGAAGUGAUAUUCAGCGACCAAAUUGUUGGCACAGAGAAUCAUGAAGCACUUGGUAGUCAUGAAGCUGGUGCGUCCGUUCAAUAUGAUUCGGAUACAUCUGUCAGGAUUCAUAAAGAAAUACCCGAGAAGGCUGAGAGUUACCAACACGGAGAAGCUUCUGUGGAGGAUGAUGUUCAGCUGCAUAGAGAGAAUAGCCCACAAGUCUUCCAAACGCAGGACAUCGAUGUUAAUUCUGAUGAGGAAGGGGCCCUUUCUGAUAAUGAUGUUGGUCAUGUGCAUGAUGAUUCUGUCUUCUACGCCCUUGGUCGCUUGGAUUCAUGGCUGCUGCCCCUGAGAUUUCCUCAUUCUAAUGAGAUUACUGAAGACUUUAUCUAUAUGCAUUUAAGAAAUCUUAAUGACCAUUAUAAGAAUGCGGUGAAAUAUCUGCGGCUUGCUCUUCACUCCACACCUCCUGUAUUAGCUGCCUUACUUCCUCUGAUACAGUUAUUACUGAUUGGAGGUCAAGUUGAUAAGGCGCUAAAUGAACUUGAGGAGAUAUGUGGUAACUCAGAUAUAGCACUUCCUUUUAGAUUGAGGGUGAGUAUUUUGGAGUGCUUUGAUCGUAAGGACUAUGUUAUGCUUUCAACCUCUUUGGAAAACAUCUUGAAACGGGAUCCAACUUGUAGCCAUACAGUGGCAAAGCUUGUCUUGAUGCAUCGAAAAGGGGAUUAUGGUCUUGAAUCCCUGUUGGAAAUGAUAGCUUUACAUUUAGAUGCUACCUUUGCCGAAUGUAAUACAUGGAGAGAGUUUGCCAUUUGCUUUCUUAAACUCACUCAAUAUGAAGAGGACAGAAUGUCCGGAUGCCUUAACGAGGAUGGUAUGAAGCGGCAAAAUUAUUCUGCUUGUUACAAUCGGUUUCCCAAAGUAUUUCUCGAGCAUAAAGCUAGGAAGGCUUGGAGAUUCCGCUGCAGAUGGUGGUUGACCCGUCACUUCAGUAAGAGUAUCCUUAAAUCAGAGAUAGAAGCAGGUGAUUUGCAGCUUCUGGCAUACAAAGCAGCAUGUGCUACUCACAUGUAUGGACAAAAGCAUGACUAUGUUGUAAAGACUUACAGUCAUUUAGAAAACGAAAAGAACAUGGACUUGUUCCAGUUCUUGCAAAUGCACAUGGAGUGUUCUACAGGACUGUAUCCAAACCUUCAACGGGGAAGUAAAUGACAUUUGGCUUCUCUUUUUGUGCAACACAAGCUUUCUUUUCUUUUUCUUCGCCGAUUUCUAUGAACGAACGUUUCUCAUUGUUUGACGUUCUUUCUGUUCUGGUACUCUCCGGCUUUGGUCGAUUAUUGCCAUAGCAUGUCUUAAUGCCAGUGAAACUUGAGAC
Molecule: messenger RNA, 2498 nt
Organism: Tripterygium wilfordii
Lineage: Eukaryota; Viridiplantae; Streptophyta; Magnoliopsida; Celastrales; Celastraceae
Exons: 10
Coding region: 263-2335 (690 amino acids)
Biological process (GO): transcription by RNA polymerase I
Cellular component (GO): RNA polymerase I transcription regulator complex
Source: RefSeq, a predicted model, not a curated record